Molecule: messenger RNA, 3478 nt
Organism: Helianthus annuus (common sunflower)
Lineage: Eukaryota; Viridiplantae; Streptophyta; Magnoliopsida; Asterales; Asteraceae
Exons: 4
Coding region: 142-3363 (1073 amino acids)
Biological process (GO): protein autophosphorylation
Cellular component (GO): plasma membrane; plasmodesma
Molecular function (GO): transmembrane receptor protein tyrosine kinase activity; ATP binding
Source: RefSeq, a predicted model, not a curated record
GAUAAAUAAUAACAAAAUGAAUAAAACCGAGUACCCUUUCACUAUAACACUCCAAAGGCAACUCUUCCGAGUCCUCACCCCCUUAUCUCUCCUAUACCCAUUGAUUUUGCACUCUCCUUUUUCUUUUUGAUAAACAUAAACAUGGCAUCAACUAUGUUAAUCAACAAGUUUGCUCACUUACAAAUCCCACUUGAAGACGUAAUAGAGGCUACCAAUCACUUUCAUGAUGAUAACAUCAUCGGGCGCGGUGGGUUUGGACUAGUAUACAAAGGAGAGCUCAAGCGAUCCGGGAACUUGAUCAAGAUUGCUGCGUUGAGGUUAGAUCGUAAGCAAGGGGAAGGAGACGUCGAGUUUUGGACACAAAUUUCAAUGCUUUCUGAUCUCAAGCAUACGAAUAUAGUCUCUAUUAUUGGUUUUUGUAACGAGAAAGAUGAGAAGAUCAUCAUAACCACGUAUGCGGCAAAAGGAAGUCUAAAGGAGCAUCUAAACAGCCCGAACCUCACAUGGAUGCAAAGGUUGAAGAUAUGUGUAGGCGUGGCGCGUGCAUUGAGUUACCUCCAUCAUGAUGAGGAGCGUGGUUAUGCUAUUAUACAUCGCAACAUCAAUAGCUCUACAAUUUUAUUGGAUGAGAACCAUGAAGCCAAGUUAUCCGGUUUUAAAGUUUACCUAAAACAACCGGUUAACCGAAUGGACCGGGUCAUCCUUUCUGAACCCGUUGGCACAAUAGGGUAUAUGGACCCAGAAAUUGAAAAGAGCAAAGGUGUGACCCAUAAGUCAGAUAUUUACUCAUUCGGUGUGGUUUUAUUUGAAGUAUUAUGCGGGAGGAAAGCAUUUACUCCAAAUAAUGAAAAUAGGUUAUUAGCUCCAUUGGCCAUACAUCAUUAUGAUAAAAAAACGCUGAAGGAUAUAAUCUAUCCCAAUUUACGGAAUCAGGUGUCCUCGCGAUCACUCGAAAAAUACUCAUAUCUAGCAUAUUUUUGCUUAAAGGAGCAACGAGCACAACGUCCGGACACGUACAAUAUUGUCAAGGAACUUGAGGAAGCAUUGGAAUUUCAGCUAGAACGUGAAAAAGUUGUAAAUAAGUUGGAACACUUAAUGAUUCCUCUCACUCAUAUUCAAUCGGCAACUAAUGACUUUUCAGAGACAUACAAAAUUGAUUCUGGGAUUCCAUGUAGUUUGUACAGAGCAAAAGUCGACAAUUCUGACAAAAAAAAUCAUUCUUCCAAAAGACACGACACUGUACUUAUUAAACGCUACCCUUCUGGACAUCACCUGUACUACGGAGAAAAACAGUUUCUUAAAGAAAUUGAAGUUCUUAGCAGUGUUAAGCAUCCCAACAUAGUCAGUCUACUUGGAUUUUGUGUUGAAGCUUCUGAAAUGAUCCUUGUCAAUGAAAAUUUUUCUAAUGGAUUCUUGGGAGAAUAUUUGGGUAACUUCAGGGACAAGAGUAUUUUGACUUGGGAAAAACGUUUAAAAAUCUGCAUUGACGUAGCACACGCAUUAAGGUACAUUCACUAUGAGAUGGAUUUAGUAAACCGUGAAGUACAUAGCUUCAACAUUGGGUUAGAUGAUAACUGGGGGGCAAAGAUUGCUCACUUUUGGUGGUCCGUAUUCUUGCCUCCAAAUCAACAAGACAGAGCUUUCUAUCACAACAACAAUUUUAUUAGAGAUUGCUGUGUAGAACCAGAAUAUGAGAAGACUCGUAACUUAAACAGAGAAUCAGAUGUUUUCGGUUUUGGAGUAGUCUUGUUGGAAACUCUAUGUGGGAGGUUAGUCUCUGACCAAAUUUACUUGAAGGAGAGUGACAAAGGGCUGCCCAAUAUAGCAAGGCAAAGAUUUCACAUGGGAACACUAGAGGACAUGAUAGACCCUGUGAUAAAGGAAGAAACCGGUGAAAACCAUUUUGUUUUAAAUAAAGGACCCAACAAGGAAUCUUUGCACACGUUUAUUAAAAUUGCACUCAAGUGUGUGGCGGAAACUCAAGACAAACGCCCAACAAUGAAAGUUGUAGUCAAGGAACUUGAGAAAGCAUUAUUCUUUCAAAAAAACAACAAGGACAACCCCAAAAUGUCAUUUGAAGACAUAAAACGAGCGACACAAAACUUCCAUAAUGACAAUUGCAUCGGGGGAGGAGGAUUUGGGAAAGUCUACAAAGGAAACCUUGAAGACGGUGAUGGAUUUAAAAUCAUUGUUGCAAAGCGAUUAGAUACGAGGUUUGGUCAAGGGGAACAACAAUUCUUGGGUGAGCUUCAAAUUCUUUUGGAUUAUAAGCACGAGAAUGUCAUUGGUCUAGUAGGCUAUUGUGAUGAGAAAGAUGAAAAAGUAAUUGUUUAUGAGUAUGCACCCAAAGGAAGUCUUGAAAGGUAUUUGAAUGAUGCUUCUCUUACAUGGGUGAAACGACUUAAUAUAUGCAUUGAUGUUGCAAGAGCGUUGGAUUUCCUACACGGAGGAGUUGGAAAACAAGCAAAGGUGAUACAUAGGGACAUCAAAACUGCUAAUAUUCUACUAAGCGAUGAUUGGAAAGCAAAACUUGCUGAUUUUGGGCUUUCCUUAAUAAGUCCAUUAAUUCAAGAAACAGACUAUGUCAUCGAUCAUGCGUGUGGCACGCUUGGAUAUUUGGACCCACUUUACAAAAAAUCAGGAUUCCUAACCAUAGAGUCCGAUAUUUAUUCGUUUGGUGUUGUUUUAUUUGAGAUUUUGUGUGGGAGGUCGACAUUUGAAAUCCAUAAAAAUGAGGGCCACUAUCUACCAGAGUUCAUUAAAAACAUAUUUGAAGCAGGGAAGCAUGAUGAGGUUGUGUUCAAACAUAUAAGGGAAGAGAUUGUGCCAAAAUCAUUGACUACAUUUCAAGAAAUUGCCUGCCAGUGCUUACAUCAUGAAAGAGAAAAACGACCUACCACUAAAGAAAUUUUGAGGGAACUUAAGAAGGCACUGGAAUUUCAAGAAGGAUGUAGCGGAAUGGCUAAAACAGUUGAGCAGAUCUCGAUGAAAUAUUCUGAAACUGGAAAGCAAAUUCAAGAAACAGAGUCAUCCAUGCAACACACAGAGCAGGAUUAUGUUUCUCCCACCGACCGUAAAGCCACAGUUAUCCCUCUAAGAAGCAAGCAGAGGGUUCUAGAGCACUUGAAACAGGAGGUGAUACUUGGAGAGCAUCAAGUGAGAAUGCUCAAGGAGGAAUUGCAUAAGGUGGAGAUGGCAAACAAGUCACGUUUGGCCCUCAUUCAAGCAUUGGAAGAAGAAGAAGAAGAAGAAGAAGAAGAAGAAGAAGAAGAAGAAGAAGAAGAAGAAGAAGAAUUGUUUUUUCUUAUAACAAUUUCAAAUAUUUUUUUAUUUAUUAUUUGGUAUAUAUGCAGCUUUCUUUGACUGCUUCUAUACUUAAUUUGUUUUAUUUUGCACGUUUGCUCCCUAGUUAUCAUAACUUUGUGACUAGAGUUGAAAAUAAACACAUAAUGAUAGAUAUACAGAUUUUUUUUUUCAA